AUCAUAUAUGCCUAAAAGUAGGAUUAGGGUUAGGGUUUUUUGGCGGCAGAGACUCAUCUAGUUUGCCUCCCUUUGCAGCUUGAGAGCACCAAAUCAUGGCUGAACAGACUGAGAAGGCGUUUCUGAAGCAACCAAAAGUGUUUCUAUGCUCGAAGAAGUCUGGCAAGGGAAAGAGGCCUGGCAAGGGCGGGAACCGCUUCUGGAAGAGCGUUGGUCUUGGUUUCAAGACCCCCAGAGAAGCCAUUGACGGAACCUACAUCGAUAAGAAAUGCCCCUUUACUGGCAAUGUAUCUAUCAGGGGUCGUAUCUUAUCUGGCACUUGCCAUAGUGCUAAGAUGGUUAGGACCAUUAUUGUUCGUCGUAAUUAUCUUCAUUUUGUGAAGAAAUACCAAAGAUAUGAAAAAAGGCACUCAAACAUUCCUGCACACAUAUCCCCAUGCUUCCGCGUGAAGGAAGGAGAUUAUGUCACUGUCGGCCAAUGCAGGCCAUUGUCGAAGACUGUGAGGUUCAAUGUGUUGAAAGUCAUUCCUGCUGGAUCUUCUGGUGGUGGGAAGAAGGCUUUUACUGGAUUGUGAGGUGAUGUCCAGUUUUCCUCAAAGGCUGGUUAUAUAAUUGUCAUGGUUUUCAGUGAGCUAGAGAGAACCUUUUGAAGUUGGCAACAGCAUGGUGAUUGGGUGGACCUGGACUGUUAAAUGCUCUGCUCUUUUUCUGCUUGUUUCAAUAUAAUUAUGACUUCUUUAACUACUGUUUAAAUUUUGGUUUUUAAUAGGAAUUCCAUCUACUCUUCUAUAUUUA
Corylus avellana is the source of this 795-nucleotide messenger RNA. Its product is annotated as small ribosomal subunit protein uS17. NCBI's taxonomy places the organism in Eukaryota, Viridiplantae, Streptophyta, Magnoliopsida, Fagales, Betulaceae. Gene Ontology annotation, cellular component: cytosolic small ribosomal subunit; ribosome. Gene Ontology annotation, molecular function: structural constituent of ribosome. Gene Ontology annotation, biological process: translation. The record is from RefSeq and is a predicted model, not a curated record.